Messenger RNA from Mus pahari (shrew mouse), 2102 nucleotides. RefSeq names its product centrosomal protein 44 (gene Cep44). The record is from RefSeq and is a predicted model, not a curated record. Bases 816 to 1976 code for a protein of 386 amino acids. Lineage: Eukaryota; Metazoa; Chordata; Mammalia; Rodentia; Muridae. Gene Ontology annotation, cellular component: spindle pole; centrosome. The transcript has 12 exons.
UCCCGCGGGGUCACAGCAACCUCAGCCUGCAGGAGCCCGAGUGGCGGCCCUUGCAAGGGGUUUGACGUUUCCUAUUGUUGCCGGAAGUGACGUCGGGGAGCGGCUCCUUAAAGGAAAGGGAUUUCAGUUUUCCUGAAUCAGAUUCGCCAAAAAGUCUUUAUAUAUAUUUUUUUCCUCUUCUCAUUCUGAAUGACGUUGGCCAUCAAAAUUAUGCUCAUUGCAAAUAUGACAAUCAGUAAAAGACACGUAAUUGAUAAGACUUUCAUGACAGUCAGAGUAUCCCGAAGACGCUGCGCGAACGGAGUGUGGAAUCUGCACCUAGGAAUAGCAGCAUGCGGGGCAGCCUGCGGCUCGGAAUGUUUAGCCGCCGUUCGAACUCUCGGCUCAGACUCGGAGUUCUUAAAACAAACCGUCGGCGCGAGGGGCGACCCGAGCCGCGGGCGUAAGGCCCUGGGGCUGCAGACCCGGUUUCCGCCACUUUCUCGGGUUACUUGUGCCCCCUUCUUCUUUCUGGGUUGGUCCGGUCGCCUUGGGAACCGUUCGUUUUGCUUAGCGGCUGCUGGCUGAGCCCGAGCUGGUGGACAGGUGCUCUGGCUUGGACGGAGGCGGCCCUUCUGCUGUCCUCACCGAGGUCCCUGGGUUGUAGGCGAACGAUCAGGUGCAAGCUGUACUUGAAUCUUACUCUUCUUCAAAAUGUUUAUUGUGCUGGUAAUGAAGAGGAUGUGUUCCUGGGGCACACUUUAUUGUCCGAAAUUUCAUUACCAGAGAUGAAACGUUGUAAGGUUAUUUGAGAGUUGGAGCUGAAUCAGAAUAUAAUGGCAACAGGUGACUUAAAAAGAAGCUUGCGGAAGCUAGAACAAGUGCUUCGUUCACUAAAUUACCCCAAUGAGGUGGAUUAUGUCGGCCUGAUAAAGGGAGACACAGCAGCAUCCUUGCCCAUCAUCAGCUACUCUCUCACCUCAUACUCCCCUUAUGUAGCAGAACUCCUAAUGGAAUCCAGUAUAGAGCUCAUAGCGAAGAACGAUGUGCGCUUUACCGAUACUGUCUAUAAGCUUCUUCGUGAUCAGUUUGAUUAUAAACCAAUUUUGACAAAAAAGCAAUUUAUACAGUCUGGAUUUGCUGAAUGGAAAAUUGAAAUUGUCUGUGAUAUAUUGAAUUGUGUGAUGAAAAAACACAAGGAAUUGAUUGGCCUUGACAAGAAUUUAUCAUGCCAAAGGAAGAGGAACGUUUCUGAGAAGCCAGGACCUUGUUCAAACAGUGAGAAACGCCCUGCAGAGGCUGUUGGCACUGACAUCGCGGGCAGGUUUAUGAUGUCAGGAAAGAAGAAAGCUGUGGUGAUCCGCCACCUGUACACUGAAGAGAAGGCUGGCGUCCCUGAAGGGACAGUAACCUCAACAGACGUCAGUCAAGGCUGCAAUGAGUCGGCAGAGCCGAGUUCUGACAUUCGGAUUCCUGAGGCACAGGCCCCUGAGGUCAAGGCUGAGCUGCAAGAUAUAUGUGAUCAUCCUGAGAUUACUGCACUUCAGAUCGCACUGGCCGAAUGUCAGGAGAAGCUGAAGCAGCUGACGUGGAUAGAGAAACGACUUGAGCGUUUGGAAGCUGCAACGCACGGGAAAGUGGUGGUCGAUGAGAAGGCCUGGAACAACCUUCUAAGUCGCGUCACUCUUCUUGAAACAGAGAUGCUGUUGUCUAAAAAGAAUGAAUCUGUAGAGCAUAAUAUGGCAAGUCAAGACAGUGAGUCAAUUAGUGAUGUGGACGUUGUACCCUUUGAUAAAAACUACAGUGCCGGGGGACUAGCAAGUAGCUAUCGCUCAUCUGGCUAUAGUACAGUACCAUCGGAAGCGGCGCCUGGGAGCUCCACUGUUAAUUACUGUGUCUUGAGAGAGUUCUCAGAGGAAACAACUAUCCAGAAAAUGGAAAGGAUGAAAAAAAUGUUUGAAGAGACAGCAGAGCUACUGAAAUGCUCAAGUCGCUAACUCUAAAACGGUCUGCAUAAACAUUCCUAGGACUUUUGCUACUUAUAUAUAUUCUAUAUUUAGGAAUUAUGUGUAUAAUUCUAAUAUACGAUCAUUUUUGUUAAGAAUUUGGAUUCUAUUUGAUGU